This is a messenger RNA of Pangasianodon hypophthalmus (striped catfish), 1446 nucleotides long. RefSeq names its product collagen triple helix repeat containing 1a (gene cthrc1a). The record is from RefSeq and is a predicted model, not a curated record. The transcript has 4 exons. NCBI's taxonomy places the organism in Eukaryota, Metazoa, Chordata, Actinopteri, Siluriformes, Pangasiidae. Bases 17 to 760 code for a protein of 247 amino acids.
GGAGCGCGCACAGGGAAUGAGUACUCUGUGUGUGUUUGGGAUGAAGAUGGGAGCUGUGUCUCUGUCUCUCUCUCUCUCUCCGCUUCUCCUCUGCUUCUGGCUCGUUUUUCCGCUCUGUGCGACCCAGAAAGCCAAAGAGAGGAGGACUGUGGGCGCCAGGGACACCGAAUUCGUGGACAAGUACAGCGUGUGUGCACAGGGUCCUCCUGGAGUGCAGGGGCGUGAUGGUAAUCCGGGCGUGAACGGUAUUCCUGGUACCCCGGGAAUCCCCGGCCGUGACGGGGUGAAGGGCGAGAAGGGUGAGUGUGUGAUGGAGAGAUUCGAGGAACCGUGGAAGCCGAACUACAAGCAGUGUGCGUGGAGCGCGCUUAACUACGGCAUCGACCUCGGCAAGAUCGCUGACUGCACGUUCACUAAGCUGCGUUCGGACAGCGCCCUGCGAGUGCUCUUCAGUGGCUCGCUCCGGCUCAAGUGUAAGACGGCCUGCUGCGGCCGCUGGUACUUCACCUUUAACGGCGCUGAGUGCACGGGGCCGUUACCCAUCGAGUCCAUUAUCUACCUGGACCAGGGCAGUCCAGAGCUCAACUCCACCAUCAACCUGCACCGCACGUCCACAGUGGAGGGCCUGUGUGAAGGCAUCAGCGCUGGGCUAGUGGACGUGGGGAUUUGGGUUGGGACCUGCGCUGAUUACCCACGCGGAGACGCUUCCACGGGCUGGAACUCCGUAUCCAGGAUGAUCAUCGAAGAGCUUCCCAAAUAAUCCUCUCAUUCCGUCUGAUCUGCUGUUAGCCGCUGAUCUGUAAUCAGAAGUACACGGCUAGCCAACAUCCUCCAUCGCUGUAUUCCUCUAAAAUCAAAAUCAGUAUGUUUUGUCAGUGUUAUACACUGCUAGCGAGGUAACACUGCUGUUAGCUAAGAUAACUAGUCACAUUCAGUGCAAUGAUGUAUUUACAGAGCUUGUCAGGGUAGUUAAUGUUCCUACACACACUCGUGAGACUCCACACAGACAGAAGCCUGAGCUCAGGAUCCAUACAGGAGUCCUGGGGCUGUGAGGAGGCAUCGCUGUCUACAGUGCAAACAAUAAACAACAGAGUGUUUCUUACUGUCCAGAGAGAAUUAUAAUCUCGAAAAUAUGGUAAACAAACUUUUUUAAUCUGUUUAUAUGCCUGGUUACUCUCAAAUAUUUUAGAGCAGGGUGUGUCUCCAAGAGACUGGUGGGCGUGUCUUGAGCUGGAAGACACACCCACUAGACGUUUUGGAGUAGUUCCCAACUUCUUUUUCCUACUUGAAGACUUCCAGAUGUGGACUCAGCCAAACCCACACACACACACACACACACACACACACACCCUGCUAGUGUUUGAAGCGUGAUUUAUUUCCACUGUGUUUAGUUUGUAUGUUAAACAUGUUAUCGUAUUUUUCAAUCGAAUAAAUGAGACUGUUUUA